Molecule: messenger RNA, 1735 nt
Organism: Hermetia illucens (black soldier fly)
Lineage: Eukaryota; Metazoa; Arthropoda; Insecta; Diptera; Stratiomyidae
Exons: 2
Coding region: 935-1666 (243 amino acids)
Source: RefSeq, a predicted model, not a curated record
UAUUUGAAUCAAGAGAUCUCAGAACAAUAACAAUGUGAUCUUGCAGACUAAACAAGAGAUCUCAUAAUAAUAAGAUUUUCAGUCUAUAGAAGAUUUCUGUAGCCAACGAUUGUUAGUUAGUAAGCUUGAGGUUUUAGAAAUAAACGAAUCUUUUUCACCCACGUCUUAGUAAUUCACUAUAAGUAAAAUAACGUGAACGGAUAACGUGAAAUAAUUAAAAGCGUAUCGACACUUUAUUCUUUUCACCUCUGCUCGGACUUGAGACUUCACUGGCGCAGUCUUGGGCUUUGGAAGGGAGGAAAAACACCUCAAAGCCCUUCUCAGAACUACAUAUCAACCUAAAUCCGCGUAGUGAAAACCACGAAAAGAAGCAAUCCACAUAAUAUCUAUAAAUCAGUAUUUGUGUGAUAAAUCAACCUUAUCUAGUAGCAAGUCUUUAUGCUGUAACCCUAAAAUAGACCGGUUAGGGGUUAGAUAAUAAUAAAUUUAGUGAAAAGUGGAACGUGCUUUAUUUUUUACAAUAUUAAACCAGUAGAUCAUCGGAUCAUCAGGUCAACAGAAAAAUGGAACUAAUGAUCCUGCAACUAAUAAACCUGCUAUUUUGGAUGCUAACGGAAGCCACUCUAAUGGUUGAGGAGAUUAAAACGAAUAUCGGAUAUACUGAAAUCAAACUGGAUGAUAUUCAAUUGGUACAAACCCAACAAACAAUAUUGCAUCGAAUCAAGCUAAAACACAUACAAGAAGCCUUGAUAGAAAUUAAAAAUUCACCUAUCACUAACUACAGCAUAGAUCAACGUACUUACCUAUCUCAAGAGAGAAAAUCUAGAACAGCAAUACCUUACAUUACUGUCAGGCCAGUAUACUUCAGCCUAUAUUUAUUAACGAUAUAAGAGCAAAAGUACUGACACGUAGACGUAGAGGACUAAUUAAUCCCAUGGGCAAUAUUUAUAAUUGGCUCUUCGGAUUAAUGAGCGACUCUGAUAGACAACACAUUGAAGAACAUUCAAAUACCAUUGAUUCAAAUAAUCACGAAAUAAUCGAUCGAAUUAAUAAACAAAUACAAAUUAAUAACAAAUUAGAACAGAAUAUUCAGAAUAUUACUCAAUUGAUAAAAGCUAAUGCUAAAGUAUUAGAUACAAAUAUUGCCUAUUUGAGUCUUAUUUUUAAUAUACAUCUACUACAAGAUCAAAUUGAGAUAAUUCAAGAUAAUUUGAUAUCCGCUAGAUUAGGAAUAAUGAAUCGUCACAUUUUGACAAAAGAUGAAAUUUUGCAAAACAAAAUAAAUAUUCAUCAAUUGGAACACAUUGAACUAGCAGUACUUACCAAUACUAGAAAUAAUCAGGAAAUUAUAUUUGUCAUUAGAUUACAAGAAGAUUUGAUAAUUACACCAAGAUACUAUGUAAUACCGAUACCUGAUAAGGAUCAAUAUCAAAUAAAUUUUGAACCACAAACUAUUGUAAAGAUUAAUGGAAUAGCAUAUGACUCUUAUAAUGAAAAUCAUGUAAAACAUUUGAAGGCUAACCAAUUAUGUAUAUAUGUAAACAGAGUAUGCAAUAAAGAGAAAGUAACAACAAAUCUAAUCAAAGAAAUAGAAACAGAAUUAGUAAUCACCAUCAAUGCUGUAAGAAAUUGGAACAGCACCUGUGACGAAAGAGCAGCAGCUUAAAGCAAGUCAGAUAACUUUAACUAAAUUUUUCAAACCGUCAACAUCUGGAAAAGCUUCUCAACUGCAAUC